This is a messenger RNA of Pichia kudriavzevii, 1692 nucleotides long. RefSeq lists its product as uncharacterized. The record is from RefSeq and is a predicted model, not a curated record. NCBI's taxonomy places the organism in Eukaryota, Fungi, Ascomycota, Pichiomycetes, Pichiales, Pichiaceae. Gene Ontology annotation, molecular function: RNA helicase activity; ATP binding; nucleic acid binding. The transcript has a single exon. The coding region runs from base 1 to 1692 and encodes 563 amino acids. Gene Ontology annotation, cellular component: nucleolus.
AUGUCCAACGUUGCAGUCUCAAAAGAUUAUGUCGAUGACUCUGUCACAUUUGAGAGCUUUGGUUUAGAUCCAAGGUUAAUUCAAGCGAUAAAUAAGCUUGGUUUUGAGCAUCCAACAUUAAUUCAAUCUCAAUCCAUCAAACUGUCUCUACAGGAAAAGAAGGAUAUUAUAGCAAAAGCUUCUACUGGAUCAGGUAAGACAGCAGCAUAUUGUAUACCUAUUGUCCAGAGUAUUUUAGUUGAUAUGGAAGGGAAUACCACUACCAGCCAGCGUGAAAUCCAAAGUGUAAUUUUAGUGCCAACAAAGGAAUUAUCAAAGCAAGUUACAGCGUUUUUGAAGGAUUUAACUGUUUACUGUGGAAAGUCCAUCAAGACUGUUAACCUGAACGACAUUGAUAAUAACCUAUUGCUGGCGUCAGUCUUAAAUGAAAAGCCAAAUAUAUUGGUCUCUACGCCAUCCAGAAUUCUUUCUGUUUUAGAAGAAAAUGCCAAAGUGAAUUUAAUGGACCUCAUGUACCUCGUCAUCGAUGAAGUUGAUUUGAUGUUAUCUUACGGAUAUGAUGAGGAUUUAGAAAAAUUGAGCAACUUUUUAAAUUUGAAACAACAUAUGCAAGUUUUCAUGAUGAGUGCAACGCUAAAUGACGACAUCAAUGGACUAAAGGAUAAGUUCUGUAACAAACCAGCUAUUCUAAAGCUACAGGAUCUAGAUAACCAAAAUAAAAGACUACUCCAGUACUAUGUGAAGACAAAUGAAUUUGAUAAAUUUUUACUCAUCUAUGUUAUUUUGAAGCUACAGUUAAUUAAAGGAAAAUUGCUAGUUUUCGUUAAUAACUUGGACAGGGGUUAUAAGCUAAAACUGUUCUUACAAAACUUUGGUAUUAGGUCUUGCAUUCUUAACUCAGAAUUACCUGUCAACUCUAGAUUACAUAUUCUUGAAGAAUUUAACAAGAAUGUUUACAAUUUGCUUAUUGCGACUGAUGAAUCAAACGAGUAUGAUGAGGACGAAGAGAAUGACGGAAAUGAGGGUAAGAAGAAAGCUAAGGAAGCAAAGGACUAUGGUGUCACCAGGGGCGUUGAUUUCAAGAACGUAGCAUGUGUUUUGAAUUUUGAUUUACCAACCUCGUCGAAAGCGUAUAUUCACAGAGUUGGCAGAACAGCAAGAGGUGGUAAGAGCGGCAUGGCUCUAUCCUUCGUAGUUUUAAAGGACCAAUGGGGAACACAUAAAGCUUCAUCAUUACCAAGCGCCAAAAGAGACGAACGGGUUAUGGCCAGGAUUGAAAGAACACAAAAGAAGUUGGGAUAUGAAAUCACUCCUUACCAGUUUGAUAAGAGUCAACUAGACAACUUCAGGUAUAGAAUGGAAGAUUCUUUUAGAGCCGUCACCCAGACAGCCGUACGUGAGGCAAGGUUAAAGGAAAUCAAGAUGGAGUUGAUGACCAGUGAAAAGUUGAAAAGGCACUUUGAGGAAAAUCCACAGGAUUUACAGACGUUGAGGCAUGAUAAGGCGUUGUCUAAAGUGAGGGCUGAUGCGAAUUUGAAGAGGGUUCCUGACUAUUUGUUGCCACCUGGUGCCAGACAGGAUGUUCGGAAGAUGGGAUUUGUUCCCUUCACCAAAAACAAAAAACGUGCACAAGGUAAGAGACGCAGUGGCGGUAAGAAAAAGGUCGAUGUGUUAAAGAAACACAGGAAAUAG